AUGUGGGGAAUGGGAGUGAGCAACUUGGAUAGAGUGGAAGGAAACGAGGAGGUAGACAAGAUAGUGAAACAGGCUCUUAAGGACACAAAUAUUGACAUACAUAUACCCUGGGAUCUGGUAUGUGAUAACAAAGGUCUGAAUAAAGCUGUGACUGCCAUCUUCUUUGUCGGAGUGAUGUUUGGAGCAGCUUUUUUUGGAGGCAUGAGUGACAGAUUUGGCCGUAAGCCGAUGCUGCUGGUGUCCUGUAUAUCAGGAAUGGCUUUUGCAUUGGCCAGCAUCUUUUCUUCCUCCUUCAUCAUGUUUGCAGUGCUGAGAUUCUUUAGUGGAUUCACCAUCACUGGCAUCGCUAUGGUCUCAGUCGUACUCAAUGUGGAGUGGGUGGACAUUAAGCACAGGAGGCUUGUAUGUAUAAUUGACAGUAUGGCAUGGGCUGUUGGGAGCACCUCAUUGUCUCUUAUUGCGUUCUGUAUCAGAGACUGGAGAUGGCUGACAGUGGCUGUCACUUCACCUUUACUGCUAUCCACAGUCCUCUGGUGGUGGGUUCCAGAGUCGGCUCGGUGGCUGAUAGCCAAUGGCAAGGCUGAAAAAGCUCAUUAUUAUCUUCAUAAAUGUGCUGUCAUGAACUGCAAGGAGGAAGUUAUCUCAAAAAUCAAACCUGAGGCUCUCUCAAUAAUAGUUACGGACGGGGGAAAGAAAAAUUAUUCGUACCUGGACCUUGUCAGAACCCCUAAGAUGAGGAGAUUGGCUCUGCUCACAGGAACCAUAUGGUUUUGUGUUGCCACUAUGACCUAUGGUAUAAGUCUCAACAUCACAGGCUUUGGGCUAAAUAUGUACCUCACUCAGUUUGUGUAUGGAGCCAUUGAGAUUCCCUCUAAACUGAUGGUAUAUUACCUGCUGGAGAAGAUUGGCAGACGUAAAACUGAAGCAGGAGCUCAGCUGUUGGCUGGAAUCAGCCUCAUGAUUAACAUAUUCAUACCCAAAGAUCAGUGGGUUGGUCGUACUGUGGUGGCAGUACUGGGUAAAGGUUUUGCAGGUGCUGCUUUUUGUACAAUUGUAUUAUACAGCUCGGAGCUUUACCCGACUGUCCUCAGGCAAAAUGGGAUGGGCUAUAACUCGUUCCUGGGCCGGCUGGGUGUGUCUGUGGCUCCUCUAGUCCUGCUAUUGGACAGUUUCUGGGGCCAUUUAUCUCAGACCAUCCUGUGCUCUGUGGCACUCAUUGCUUCUCUGGUGGCCUGGCAGUUACCUGAGACACAAGACAGGUGUCUACCUGAGACUAUAGAGGAUGUCGAGGGUACUGGGAAAAGUCUCAUUAAAGAUCAUGACAAGCGGGAGGAUGAGGAGAAAAUGACAAUGAAUGGACACACUGAGGAGCACUGAGAUUGUGUGCACAUUCAAUCUUAAAUUUUACCCAAGUUGUUUAGUGUUCAGAGUUCAGAUCCCAGUAAAUGCACACAAAAACAAAAUAAAAAUAAA
Sinocyclocheilus anshuiensis is the source of this 1473-nucleotide messenger RNA. Its product is annotated as solute carrier family 22 member 7-like. The record is from RefSeq and is a predicted model, not a curated record. Gene Ontology annotation, biological process: transmembrane transport. The transcript is spliced from 11 exons. Lineage: Eukaryota; Metazoa; Chordata; Actinopteri; Cypriniformes; Cyprinidae. Bases 1 to 1377 code for a protein of 458 amino acids. Gene Ontology annotation, molecular function: transmembrane transporter activity.